GCUGCUAAAGUUUUGCACCCUAUUUGUUUUGUUUAUAUUUUUUCUUGAUAAUUGCGACUGAAAACGUUUUUUUCUGCAAUUAAAUACAUCUAAUCUUACUUUUAUUACCAAAUUUAAUAAAAAUGACUGAUGUGCAACCGAAUGGUGAACCAAAAAAGAUAUAUCUCACCAAACCCACUGAAACUCCAAUAGUCAAAACUGAACCAACAACAACAGUCUAUCCACAGUGGAGAUCUUUAAGAAGUUGCUCUGGAGAUCAGGUUCGUAUACCACCUAGACGUCAUCCGACACCGGUGGACAAGAAUGUCGAUGAGCAUUUGAGUAAUCAUAAGAAACAACGUUACUGGAACUCUUGGGAGGAGCUAUAUCUGGUGGAAUUGUGGCGUCGUUACAAAGAUGAGUUGACCGUAGUAAAUGUGCCUUUGCCGGUGUAUCGUAAGAUGAUGAUAGCUAUGCGUAAUCGUAAUAUGGUGGUAACAGCACAGGAUUGUCGCCGCAAAGUAAAUACUUUAAAUACAAGAUACAAGCAAGAGUUACAACGCAUGGAGUCUACGGGUGGCAAGUCGGAGUGGCGUUUAUUUUCUUUAAUGCAUUGUGUUUUACAGCCCAAAAUUAAAGAAUUUGAUCCUUGGCAUGAACUUAAGAUCAUUAAAAAGUUAUUAGAUAAAAUACCAAAACCUGUUGAGGUUGAAGUCCCAGCUCCUGUUAUAAAUAAUAAUAGCAAUUAUCAAACUACUCAGACACGAAAUUUACCAACUUCCUCAAAUGUCAAUUCUUAUCAGCCACGUACUUCUACCCAACCGCCUCUUUACACAAAUACGCUUCCCUCAACCGCAGUUUAUACAGAUCCCAACUCUCCCUACAACAGACUCUCCUCAUCAAAAGGUCUUUUCGAUAAACCCUCUAUUCUACCCUUCCGUAAUAUAACUGUGGAGAAAAUCGAACAAUUGCGCCAGGAUAAUAAUCGCCUGUCCGAACAAAGGGAUGCUGACUUAAAGUGUUUACACAUGGAAGAGGAAAAUUUCCGAUGUUUUGAGACAUUCAUACGCAUAUGGACGGAGCAAAAAGAAUUGGAAUUGCGCCGAGUACAACUAAUGUCCGAACAAAGUGUCAUUAGCAUAGAAAAUGAGGAAAAUCAGAGUGUGGAGCAGCAGCUGCAGGAAACCGUUGUAGCUAAAUGAUAUAUUUACUUACUAUAGAUUUUAAUUAUACAUAUUUUAGUUAUUUUAAACAUUCAUUAUUUUUACCACUUUAUUUUAAAUCUUUCCAGAAUUGCGAAAUUGUUUGUGUUGUGUAGAAUUUAAUUAUUUUUAAUAAAAAAUUGACUUGAUUUUAAUAUAAAA
Calliphora vicina (urban bluebottle blowfly) is the source of this 1343-nucleotide messenger RNA. RefSeq lists its product as uncharacterized. Gene Ontology annotation, biological process: positive regulation of DNA-templated transcription. Gene Ontology annotation, cellular component: nuclear body. The record is from RefSeq and is a predicted model, not a curated record. NCBI's taxonomy places the organism in Eukaryota, Metazoa, Arthropoda, Insecta, Diptera, Calliphoridae. The coding region runs from base 123 to 1181 and encodes 352 amino acids. The transcript is spliced from 3 exons.